Molecule: messenger RNA, 2741 nt
Organism: Phlebotomus papatasi
Lineage: Eukaryota; Metazoa; Arthropoda; Insecta; Diptera; Psychodidae
Gene: fzy
Product: cell division cycle protein 20 homolog
Exons: 4
Coding region: 773-2392 (539 amino acids)
Biological process (GO): positive regulation of anaphase-promoting complex-dependent catabolic process; anaphase-promoting complex-dependent catabolic process; positive regulation of ubiquitin protein ligase activity
Cellular component (GO): anaphase-promoting complex
Molecular function (GO): protein binding; ubiquitin ligase activator activity; anaphase-promoting complex binding
Source: RefSeq, a predicted model, not a curated record
GCAACGGGAUUAUCUUCCUGGACACAGUUUCGCACAGUUUAUCAUGUCAAAUAAAAAAUAUUUUCAAUUUUCCUUAAGUCUAAUUGUAUUAUUAGCAUGGGUGACCAUAUAGAGAUUUCGUCGAGCUCAGACGAGGAUGAACUUGUUGCAGAAGUGUGUCGGUUGAGAAAAGCCAACCAAAUUCUAAAAGCACAUUGCUGCAAGUAUCAGAGUGAUAUCGUUAAGCUACAGGAAAAAGUGAAUAAAUUGGAGCGAGAAAAGCAGGAAAGUCGUAUUUUGAUCUCACAGAAUCUACUCAAGCACAGUGAAUUAACAGUUCAGCUCAUGUCCAAAAUCUCCAGGAGAGAACCGUCUGUUGAGCCUGAUUUCUUACAGUUACCAUCGCCGCGAUUACCAGUCCAGUGUGUUCAAAUCCCCGACCACCUAUUCGUCGUAUCCUUAUACAAGAGAAUGUCAAUGCAGUGAAAUCUUCUGUAAUGAAGAAUGGUAGACCUCGGAGACAGGCUGCUCCGAGCAAUCUCCGGGAGCGAGAUUUACUUUCAAAGCUCAGAUAUUAACUAUCGGUUACAUUUUGAAAUCACUUUCCAGGAAUUCCAGUGGAAGGAGCCGUUUAGGCUGCGUAUCUCACUCAUGAACUGUCAUAUUCAAAGCCUCCUAAAAUUCCACCGAUAACAGUUAUUGUGCCAUUCUCUUAUAUUUUAUUGAAUAUUUUACACAAUUUGCAAAUUUCUCAAGCUGUGUGUCCGACAAAAGGCGUGCUUGGCGAGAGAAAAUGUCCCAAUUUGCGUACAUAAACGACAUCAAUAGUGCUCUUGGGGGAAUGGAUGGUGACCUGACACGUGGACCAAUGCCUAGAUGGCAGAAAAAGCUGGAAACAUCUAGCACUUCAUCGCACAAUUCGAGUGUAAAUAACUCGAAGCUUUCCGUGUCAUACAACAACGCUUGUGCCGGCAAUGGUGUUUCUGUUCCCGGAAAGACGCCCAACAAGGGCUCCAGCAGAAAGACUCCAACGGGAAAAACCCCGGGGAAAAAGACACCAGGAUCUAAGGAUCGAUCCAAAACUUCAACGGGCGGUGGAGAUCGAUUUAUUCCCAGCAGGGCAACGUCCAACUUUGAAUUGGGGCACUACAUGAUCAACAAGGAGCAACAGAAGGAUUCCCAGGAGGAAGAAAACGGCCAGGCAGACAAUACAAAACGUUCAGCAGCUCAGGCGGAGCAGAGAAAGUUAUUGGCAGAAACGAUUCCAGGUGCAAAUGGGGAAGCACCUUCCCAGAGAAUUCUAUCGUACCAGAUUAAGGCUCCUUCUGCUCCAGAUUCGCAUCAGAAUCCCCUGAAAGUGGUGUACUCUACGAAGACGCCUGUAUCCACAAAGAGUGGAUCACGGUACAUUCCUCAUGCUCCUGAACGCAUUCUGGACGCUCCGGAUAUCAUCAACGAUUACUACCUCAACUUGAUGGACUGGAGUGAGAGUAACGUUGUAGCAAUUGCCCUAGGAAAUUGCAUUUAUUUGUGGAAUGCAUCAAAUGGGAAGACUGAUCAAUUGCUGGAGCAUGAUGAGGGAGAACAUGCGUGUUCUCUUUCGUGGAUACAGGGUGGUAAUAUUUUGGCCGUGGGAAAUAAUUCGGGCGUAGUUGAACUCUGGGAUUGUGCUGUGAAGAAGCGUCUCCGUGUGAUGGAUGGCCAUGAAAAUCGUGUAGGAGUCCUGGCCUGGAAUUCAUAUAUUGUUUCUUCCGGUAGUCGGGAUGGAAAUAUUGUUAAUCAUGAUGUUAGAACGCGUCAGCACUGUGUGAAUCGCUUGAGUGGGCACACGCAGGAAGUUUGUGGUUUACGCUGGGCUCCGGAUGGAAGACACCUGGCGAGUGGAGGCAAUGAUAAUUUAGUGAAUGUAUGGCCACAGGCAAGUGGUGGAAGUCAUUCGGGGGAUCAAGCACUGUAUACGUUCAGUGACCAUCAGGCAGCUGUUAGGGCACUAGCCUGGUGCCCAUGGGCUCCCAAUGUUCUAGCUACUGGAGGAGGCACAGCUGAUCGCUGUAUAAAGUUCUGGAAUGUCAACAAUGGCACUCUGAUGGAUUCCAUCGAUUCCAAAUCUCAGGUUUGUGCUCUGCUCUUCUCCAAGAUUUACAAGGAACUCAUCUCUGCCCAUGGCUAUGUAAACAAUCAACUCACCAUCUGGAAGUACCCAUCGAUGGUGCGCCAGGCAGAACUAACUGGACAUACAGCGCGAGUUCUGCAAAUGGCAAUGUCUCCGGAUGGAAGUACAGUUAUCAGUGCGAGUGCAGAUGAGACUUUGCGUUUGUGGAAUUGUUUCGCUCCGGAUCCAAAUCAGGCCAAGAAGGGCAAGACUGCGUCAACUGUGCGUUCCCAGAGUGUUUUUAGGACCAGUAUCAGAUAAGUCUCCUUAUUUCAUUGUCUUUUUUUUUUCUUGUGCACACUGCCAUUAUCUUUUACCCUUCAAUUUCUGACCACGAUUGUGCAAAUUCAAAAAAAAAAAAACCCUUCCAUAUUUGACAACUGCAAUGGACAUUUAAUUGCAACUUUUCUACAAUUAAAAUUCAGACGAGAUUUAAAUAAUUAAAAAGUAUUAAAAAUUGCAUGAAGUAACUUCCUCCAGGAGUUGUGUUCAAAUUUGAUUUGUGAAGUGGAAAUUAAAAAAAAAAAUUUUUAAGUCUAUUGAUAUUAUUGACAAGAUUUUCAUAUGUGAGUUUUUUUUUCGAAGUGAAAAUAAAUAGAUUUUUGUAGUA